AAAACUGCAAACAAUGGUUCGCUUGCCACCCCUUACAGCGAACGUUCGCCAGGUACAGUUACCUUUUUUUUUUUUCUGUGUGUAUCUACAGUUUAGGUCCUCUCUUCUCUUUCCUUCAGCAGCCGUCUUGUUCGUCCCAUCCGAUCUCCGCCCACAACAACCCGAAGACGCCGACGAGGUAGCCAUGGGCGACAGCCAGUACUCCUUCUCCCUCACCACCUUCAGCCCAUCGGGGAAGCUGGUGCAGAUCGAACAUGCGCUCACAGCGGUCGGAUCAGGCCAAACCUCCCUUGGCAUCAAAGCUGCCAAUGGUGUAGUUAUUGCCACCGAGAAGAAACUGCCUUCUAUUUUAGUGGACGAAACAUCUGUGCAAAAGAUUCAGUCGUUAACUCCAAAUAUCGGUGUUGUCUACAGUGGGAUGGGUCCAGAUUUUCGUGUUCUUGUCAGAAAAAGUCGGAAGCAGGCACAGCAGUAUUAUCGGUUGUACAAGGAAACCAUCCCUGUUACCCAGCUUGUCCGAGAGACUGCUGCUGUUAUGCAGGAGUUCACUCAAUCUGGUGGCGUAAGACCGUUUGGUGUAUCACUGUUGAUUGCUGGUUAUGAUGACAAUGGCCCGCAGUUGUAUCAGGUUGACCCAUCAGGGUCUUACUUCUCCUGGAAAGCAUCAGCUAUGGGAAAAAAUGUGUCAAAUGCAAAGACUUUUCUUGAGAAAAGAUACACAGAAGAUAUGGAGCUUGAUGAUGCCAUCCAUACUGCAAUUUUGACUCUGAAAGAAGGAUAUGAAGGUCAAAUCUCUGCCAACAACAUUGAAAUUGGAGUUAUUCGAGCUGACCGUGAAUUCAAAGUUCUAACUCCAGCGGAGAUCAAGGAUUUCUUGGAAGAGGUGGAGUAAGCUGCCGGUUGACAACUUACUGUCCAACAUGAAACGUUUCCGAGCAAGUCUCCAUGGAGCUUGUCUGAUUUGCUCCAGUAACUUGCAUUUGAGUCCUUGUGAAUGCACAUUGUAGACAUUGAAGAUAUAACCUAAUGUUAGGUUUAUGUUUUGUUUUGGCCUUUUCUCUGGAUUUGCGUGCCAUUUUUUAUCUGGUCUAUAUGAUUAUCAGUUUGCAAAAUGAAGCACUAACGAAAACUAUAAUUGCUGCGA
This is a messenger RNA of Aegilops tauschii subsp. strangulata, 1144 nucleotides long. Its product is annotated as proteasome subunit alpha type-2. The record is from RefSeq and is a predicted model, not a curated record. Gene Ontology annotation, biological process: ubiquitin-dependent protein catabolic process. Gene Ontology annotation, cellular component: proteasome core complex, alpha-subunit complex; proteasome core complex. NCBI's taxonomy places the organism in Eukaryota, Viridiplantae, Streptophyta, Magnoliopsida, Poales, Poaceae.